Molecule: messenger RNA, 2880 nt
Organism: Megalops cyprinoides (Indo-Pacific tarpon)
Lineage: Eukaryota; Metazoa; Chordata; Actinopteri; Elopiformes; Megalopidae
Gene: arl13b
Product: ADP-ribosylation factor-like 13b
Exons: 10
Coding region: 826-2070 (414 amino acids)
Biological process (GO): receptor localization to non-motile cilium; non-motile cilium assembly
Cellular component (GO): ciliary membrane; non-motile cilium; motile cilium
Molecular function (GO): GTP binding; GTPase activity
Source: RefSeq, a predicted model, not a curated record
ACGGUGUAAACAAAGCUAUGAUGUUUCGCUAACUAACGUUACGUAGCUACAAGCGUGCUCACGGCUUGUUAAAGAAAUGCAUUCUAGUUUGGAAAGUAUUUUGUCUCUGCAUAAAUUAGAAAUGGUUAUAUAGACCACUCUAAAGUGUCGGAAAUGUGUGACUUUAUUUGUUCAUUAUUUCUUCAAUUAGCCCUCGGCAGUUUGAAUAUGGUUAGCUAUCCAGCUACGUUACUAGCAUGCUAAGCUAGCUGAACAAAUCACUGCAAUAUCUGAUAACUUGCUAGCCACCUAUCCAGCCAGUUAUUUAGUUCAGCUAAGGAAUUCAUUAUAGACUAUCUCGUUGAACCAAGAAAAUGGAUAAUGAUUGAUUUAGACAAAACUAGCUUGUUUGCCAGAGAACUUAAUGUUUGUUUUCCGUGCCGCGGCUGGUUGUGACUUACUAGAAAGCUAACGGUUACCUAGCAGCUAGCCAGCGUUCGUGUCCAUGUGAUAAAAAUAAGAGACAAAUUUGUUUGUAAUUAUUGUUUUUCGUAUUAAUUUUUUAAUAUCCUUCGUCUGUCCCGAACAACAGUAAUUUGCUCGCUAGAGUUGGUAGUUGACUUAGUUCACGUGGUAUUCCCAUGUAGUUAUCAGGCUGGGUUGCUAGCCAGCUAAUUUAGCGAGGCUAAAAAUGCAUACGUAUUGGUAACAAUAUGACGGGCGAUCCGUUACUUGUUUUUAUGAACGCAUUGCAGAAACUGCUAGCUAUCUAGCUGAAUAGGUAGCUAAAGUUAACUACUUUGUCUGUAUGAUCAAUUUCAUUUUAACAUAUGCAUUUAGAGUGCAAUGUUCAGCCUGAUGGCGAACUGUUGCAACUGGUUGAAACGUUGGCGAGAGCCUUCAAGGAAAGUGACAUUGUUGAUGGUGGGCCUGGAUAAUGCUGGGAAAACUGCAACAGUCAGAGGGAUUCAGGGAGAAAACCCAGAGGAUGUGGCCCCCACUGUGGGCUUUUCCAAGGUGGACCUGAAACAGGGGAAGUUUGAGGUGACCAUCUUUGACCUGGGUGGGGGUAAGAAGAUUCGGGGCAUCUGGAAGAACUACUACUCUGAGACGUACGGAGUAGUGUUCGUGGUGGACUCCAGCGAUGUCCAGCGCAUUGAGGAGACCAAGGACAUCAUGGCAGAGGUCCUGCGUCACCCCCGCAUUGCUGGGAAGCCUGUGCUCGUGCUGGCCAACAAACAGGAUCAAGAUGGAGCCAUGCAUGAGGCAGACAUCAUUGAGUACCUGUCUCUGGAGAAGCUUGUGAACGAGAAUAAAUGUCUCUGUCAAAUAGAGCCGUGCUCAGCCGCCCUUGGAUAUGGAAAGAAGUUGGAUAAGUCCAUUAAGAGCGGUCUGAACUGGCUUUUGAACAACAUUGCCAAGGACUACGAAUCCAUUAAUGAGCGUGUGCAGAAGGACACAGCCGAGCAGAGAGCCCAGGAGGAGCAGGACAAGAAAGAGCGGGCCGAGAGAGUGCGCCGGGUUCGAGAGGAGAGGGAAAAGAAAGAGAGGGAGGAGGCAGAACGAGAGGGCAGGCCUAUGCAAGAGGACGAGCUUGAUGAUGACAACAUGGCCAACCCCUUCCAGCCAAUCAGCACUGUGAUUACAGAGAAUGAGGACAAGCUGAAGAGGGAGAAGGAGAAGAAGAGACAGAGGGAGGGCCAGGAGGGUGGGGAACAGAAGAGCCCCCGGGAGAGUGACAGCACCGCCCUAACUCAGCAGCUUCAGGAGGCAGAGGAGGAAGAAGAGGGGGAGGAGGAGAGUGAGCGACAGACGCCAGAGAGCACAGACUCAGACCAAGCCAAGAAGAAGACCAAGAAAUUGCGUCUGAAGAGGAAGCACAGAGUCGACCCUCUGAGAACAGAAGAAGGGGCGCCAGAGAGCCCUACCCCUCCACCACCCCCAGUUGGAUGGGCUACUCCCAAAGUUACUAGACUUCCCAAACUUGAGCCUCUUGGAGAUACAAGACGUUCUGAUUUCUAUGGCAAACCCCUCCCUCCUGUCUCAGUUAGGCAGAGACCCAACAGUGACACUCACGAUGUCAUUUCCUAAUCCCUCUGUGGUCGUCCCCCAGUUCCCAGAAAUCACUGCUCUUUCAUUUUGUUUUGUAUUUUUUCUUCCCCUCAAAGUACGUGGUGUAUAGAAGUACACUGGCCCAUUCUUCCCUGGGAUUAGCAAACUGACACCCGAGCAACACUGCGCUGACACGGAGCCAUUUCCACUACCGCCGUUCUCUGAAGGAGCAGGAUAACCUGGACAGACCUUAUCUCUGCACUGCUGCAGAGCAUUCCUUUUGGCUUCUGACUGACAGCACAGAGACUGAAGUCAGAAAGCUGGGACAAACAGUUCACAGUGUUUUAUUGUGUAUGCUUCAAAAGAAAAAUGGCUUUUUUAGAAUGCUUUUGCUACUGGCUCACAGAUUUCCAAAACCUCGGUCACACAAACUUGUGAUCUUUAUUUUACUUUUUAUAUCUUCUUUUCUAUCGCUAGUAUAAGUAUUUGUACAGAGUUUGUAGGCUUUUUUUUGUGGUCACUCUUGUAUUCUUUGUUCACACACACACACACACCUCUUUUGAUAAGAUCUGUUUACAAUGCCUUUGACGUGUCACUUUCAGUGCAAGUCAGACUUCUGUUUUGUAUAGUUGUUUUUCUGAGACUCCACCUUUCUACCCUAAGAUACUAUAGUCAACACCUUUCUGUAAGGGAGCAGAAUAACUAUUAUAUUAAAAGGGUGAGGGGUUCUUCAUGGACGCAUUUUCUGUGGAUUUGUAAAAUACUUUGCCGGCUGGUUUCUAUAUGUUUUUUUUUCUUUUGCUUAACUCUUGUCAAGGACCUUGAACCACAUGAUCUGACCAUUAUUUA